AGAUUACUCAAUCUUAAACUGUAAUUAUUUCAAUUCACAUAAAUUUCAAAAUCGAUUUCUACAUAGCUGUAUUUUACUAUUUAAAUUUUUGCAAUUAUUUCAAUUCACAUAAAUUUCAAAAUCAAUUUCUACAUAGCUGUAUUUUACUAUGUACAUUUUUGCAUGGAUCAUUAUAUAUGUAUCAUUUGAACCCAUAAUUUUAUUUAGUUUCAAUGUAGAAUAAUUGUUUAUAUUUACCAUUAAAGUAAGCCCAAUUGUUCUAUGUACGAGUUUGAGACCAACGUCGUUUACCCGCAUGUAGAAUUAACAAUUUUGCACUAAAGAAAAUCAAUCCUUGACCUAGACCGAGAUCACUACGAUGUGGUUAUUAACAAUUGUUCUUUCGUGUAUACUUUUAGUACUUGGUUCUGGCAUAUGAUAUAUAUUGAUUGAAUUUUGAAUUUUUGAGCAUUGAUUAAAUGCAGUUAAUAACUGCAAACAUGUAAUAAGAUGUCUUAUGAUUUCGUUUUCUUUUUUAUCAUUAACUUGGGAAUAUUACGGAUUAACGAAAGGGUCAAGACUAAUUUUCAAAUGGAGAUACAGUCUACAGAUGAACACUCUUUCUAAAUAUUCAAAUGGGAUUUAAUCAAUGGAUCCAUAUCUGCAUAACUACAUGUAGAAUUAACAAUUUUGCCGUGAAGAAGAAUUGUUCCAUGGUCUAGACCAAUAGGAUAACUUCUCGGGCAGUGGAAACCAUAAACUACCACAACGUGGUUCAUUAUAGAUUUUGUUUUGAUGCAUAUACCUAAAAUCUAAUUCUGUUUGUAUUUUAUUAGAGAAAAAGUGAAGUGAAGCAAAGAUAAUGUAAGGAAAGAGACGAGGGAGAAUAAAGUAAGAUUGGAAAUGUGAACCCAUUUGGAGUUGGCAGUGAGUGAGAUGGAACAUCACAUGCACUGAUGCUCUCUUUUGUCCCUUUCCUCCUGGAGCUUUCAUUUCUCGAAACCCUUCUUCUCAUUUGUUUCCUUGUCACUCUAAUCUUACCCCACUUAUUUAAUUCUUAAAGGUUCUGUAUUUUAUUUUCUCAUGCUAUUCAUGACUUAGUAAUGAUGUGAUAAUUUGAUCUACUACGCUUAAAGUCUCAAUUGUGGCAAUUAUGUUUGGACAUAGUGGCAAUUUCAGAAAAUUCUGCAUGAUUGUUUCCAUUAAUAUCGUAGUCACCCAAACCGACGUGAAUUAAUAUGUAUGAAAAAAACUUGUAUGAUAUCUCCCUUUGAGUGUGGAAACUUACACAUUUUGAUUUUUUUAAACUAUAUUUAUCUCUAUAUGUUCUCCAACGUUUUUUUUAAUGUUAAGUAUAUCUUCUCCAACUUACAUAUUGUUAUAUCAUUGAAUGUAUCAAUUAUCUCUAACAUUCUCCACCUUACUAAAAUAUUAUAAGCAGUCUAUUGAAUUAUUACUAACAUGUCAAAAGGUGCAACUAGUACUAUUAUAGGGGGAGAGUAUCAUAUAAUAUUCAAACCGACGCGUAUAAACUAAAGUGAGUUUGGAUGAUAUAUGCGUAUAUAAUAUGGUUGUUGGAAUGUGCAUAAAAUUAUACUAAUAAAGAAGAGUUGGAAGUGGGAUUACUAAGGUGAUGUGGGUCUAGGGAUUCACUCCAAUUCCACAUUAUGCAAAGGAAUGUCACUUACCGUGAUAUGUGCUGUUCCUCGAUCUCUCUGAAAGAUUCACCUGUUACAUUCUCCUUUAUUGUCUCUAUCUUUUUCUUCUUGCAUUUUCAAUAUAUAUACUUUAAUUUUAUGUAAGUUAAUCGAUUAGAAGUCUAGAUUGUCUAGUUGACCCGUCUUGUUUAGAUAAAAUUAGGGCUUGGCACAAGACAACAUUUCCAUAAACAGUAAAUAUAUACCAUUUGCUUUGGUUCGUGCAAAUAUUUAAGGAAAACAUGGUCAAAUAUUUGUUCUUUUUUCAACUAUUUUUUCAUGCUUUUAUACCAUACCUUUUUUUAAUACCAUACUUGAGAUUCAAUUCUCAGAAGAUGCACAUUUUUCAAAUUAUACGUUGAACAAUUUAUCAAAAAAUUUUAAAGUCUUACUAGUAGAUUUUUCAUUGUGGUCGUGUGCUACCAGAAAAAUUUAUUCGUCGAAAAUGUCAUACAUACAAAAUUUCUGUCAGUCCAAGUGUUACAAAGAACUAUGUCUUGAAAUUGUUAUUGGUGAUAUUGUUCAUCAAUAAAUUAUUUUUUUGCAUGUAGUUAAUAAUCAUAUGUAAUAGAAAUAUAAAUUAUAUGAUGAUAUAAUUGACAAUUCGAUCAGUGUUAAAAGUUAUAUUUUAUUAAAUUGAUGCACACACCGUUUUCACAACACUAUUCAUAUUUUAAUUGCAUAAAUAUAUCUUUAAUGGUAUAUAACGGUAAUUUAUAAAUAAUUGUACAACUUUUUAUUAUUUGUACUAGUUUAACCAGUUUAAUAUGUAUAUAGCAUACUAGUUAGGAUAAUUAUAAUUUCAGUUGUAUUUUGGUUUAUAUAAGCCAAACUAUUUAUAUUUGAUUUUAUUAGCUAUAAUAUGUAGUUGUGGUUAUAUUUGAUUGUACUUGUCAAACUAACUUUUAUUUGAUUAUAUUUGUUGUAUUCAGUUUUUUUGGGUUUCAUUGUUGUGUUCAGUUGUACUCGAUUAUAUCAGUUUUCUUUGAUUCAUUGCAUUGCAUAUAUGGGGUUACCAUCGUCUAGCUUUUCACAAUUUUGCAUAAUUAUUUGAUGUGAUAUUCGCCUAUAAAAAAUAAGUACAAAAAGAUGAGAAGAGAUGAAAACAACAAAUAAAGGACGAAAGAAAAAUACUGAUACAGUUGAUCCAACGUCUAAAUUUAAUAAGAUUUUCAUUCGCGAUUUAUAAGUGCAUAACUAUAUUAUUUACAAAAUUUAAUUUAAAAAUAAAAUUUUUAUUUUUAUUUGUAUAUCAUUAUGAUUAAAGUGAUAAAAAUAUUCAUAAUCUAAACUUAUAAAGUUUAAAAUUGGAAUACGCUUAGUUAGUUUGGAUAUUACAUUUAUAUUAAUUAGUUUUCAAAACUAAAUAAAAUUAUUUUUGCACCUAUUUUAUAAUGUUAAUAUUAUAGAAUUAUUUUUUUCGUUUUAAAAAAUAAAACUGAAAUAAGAUUUGUGAUAUUUUUAAUAGUAACUAAGAAUUUAAAUAGUUAUUUAAAUAAUAACAAUUUAAAGGUUUUCUAAAAUUUUGUUAUAGUAAACAAGAAAAUAAAUAAUUAUUCAAAAUAUCAUUUAAUCAUAAAAUGAUAUCAUGUGUAAUGACAUAUUGUAUUGGAAUUUUUAAUUUGUAAAAUAAUAACCAAAUGAUCUAUAAUGAAAUCUCUAGUCAGGAAUUCCAUGGCGAUGAAACGGGAGAUCUAGGGUUCUAUGAUUUUGCGAAGAUGGGAGCCGGGGAUUGGAGUAGGAGUUUGGUUCGGUUUGUUCGGGCAUGAUCAAGAUCUAGAUAUGGCAUAUCAUGACGGUAUCUCGGGUCGAUUGAGAAUCGACUUAGGUUUCAGAAAGGGGAUCUGCGGAAUUUUAAGGAAAGUAAAGAUUUGGAUCGAGGGACAAUGGAUCUCGAUUAUCAUUACGAUGGAGUCAUCAGUCAACACAGGGUGGAUAAUGGAUGCAGAGUAACUUGUUGAGCCACGGUGAGGAGCAGAAGAACGGUGAGGGUAAGCGUAAGAGAUUGAAAAUCUCCUUGGCGCAUUUUGACAACUCUGCUCUCAUCAGGACCUAUUCCAAAACCCUGAUUGGAAGGUGUAUGAACCCCGUGGAGCAACAGAUGAGUGCAUUGUUCACAAAUCUACCAAAGAUUUGGAAAUUGGAGGAAAGGGUUACGGGCAGUGACUUGGGCUUUGGCAAGUUCCAGUUCGACUUCAAGACGGAGGAGGAACUUGAAGCGGUGUUGAGGCAGCAGCCUUUUCAUUUUGACUACUGGAUGCUGGCAUUGGCGAGGUGGCAACCAAAGCAACUCAAGGAUUUUCCUUCAGAGAUCCCAUUUUGGAUCAGAGUUGUUGGUCUCCCGCUUGAAUUUAGGACCGUUCCUACAUUAGAGAGCAUUGGUGGAGCUUUGGGGAGAGUGUUGGAUGUAGAUGUGACCCAAAACCGAGUUCAAGUUGUGGUCGACGCUUUCAAAGAACUAUGCUUUGAAACGACUAUAGAUUUCAAAGGUGGAGAAUUUUACGAGGAGGAGGAAGUGGCAGUAUCUCUGCGCUACGAGAAGCUCUUCGGUUUUUGCGAACUCUGUGGGAGUCUAUGUCACAAGGAGGAGCUAUGUCCUCUUGAUGAGAAGAACACAAAGGCGGGCUCAGAAAGAAGGAGGGAGAACAGAGAAGGGAAUGGGGGAUGGACUGAUGGUGCAAAACAUGAGGAGCGAGCUCGUAGCUACAAGGGUGUGGUCAUUAAUGGUAACAAGGGCCAACAGAACAGAGACAGAGACCGUAGGGAGUUUCAUGGGAAGGGUAAGGGUAAAAUGAUGGAGGCACCAGACUCUAAGUGGGUUAAGGUUCCAGAGCGAGGCAACAGGGGACCUUCUCAUCAUUAUGGAAACCACAGAGGUAACGGGGAGGGUUCAAGGGUCAAAACUACAUAUAGAGAAGAUGUUUCAGUGGUGGGCUCUGGAGCUCAAGUGAUGACGUCUAGGACAUAUCCAACGCAACCAAGAGAGGACCAGGGGCAGCAAACUGUACCUCAGGUAACAAGUGAAGAGGGCGAGAUUACGCGAAAUGGGGAUGCUACUGCAGCUCUACCGUCUGUAGAGUUUCAAAUGGAACUAUCUAAGACGCAGGCGGAAGGGUCGGAGGUGGUAGCGGAGGCUAGGGAGGAGGAGAGGGGUCUACUUACAGUGCAAGGAAUGAGGGAGCAACAAGAUGAUACGUUUGAAGAUAUUGAGAUGGAACUGGAUGCUAUUAAUGUAGCUAUGUUGGAGAGUGGCAUCGACUUGGAGACAGAGGAAGAGUUUCAAACUCUUUCUGAAGAGGAGCUUGAGCAAGCUUCUGAGGCUCAGGCAGAGAAUGUUCUCAUUCAGGAUGAGGAACAACCGGUGGCUGGUGAUGCGUACAUCACUAAGGAGUUGGGGACAGGGGAAUUGGCGACGAGACAGAGUCACCGUAAGAGGUUAUUCAAGGCCAACAGCAGCAUUGCGGGUAGUUCUAAAAUGAGAAUGGCGUCGGCGCUUCUCUCACCAAGGAAGAAAGGUGUAGCUAAGGUUGGGACUCGUCAUGGAGACAAUACCAAACCACCGGAGAACAAGGGACCUUCAAUCCCGAAGCCGGUUAACUUAAAAUUUUAAGUUUAUGGAUCAAACCUCAUUUAUAAUGAGAGUACGAAUAAAGGAUUUGGUUUAUGGGGGUGGUGCUUUUAUUAUUUCAACAAAUUUCCUUUUACUUGAAGUUUUAUUUGGUUUCAUGGGUCUGGGGGUAGUAAUCAUUGUCAUGCUCCUUUUGUUUUUUAUUAAGAAGUGGAAUAAGAUUGGUCUUUUGUGUU
Molecule: messenger RNA, 5480 nt
Organism: Brassica rapa (field mustard)
Lineage: Eukaryota; Viridiplantae; Streptophyta; Magnoliopsida; Brassicales; Brassicaceae
Source: RefSeq, a predicted model, not a curated record